AUGACUGCAGUCGAAUACGCCCAGCAGCUUUCGCUUCUUGAAGGUGGUUCAUCAUUGAAACGCCAACGAGAGGACACGUCUGCGCCCUCCCCCGCCGUCGUAAGUGGCUGCGGUCGGACUUUGAACUUUGGUUCAGCCACGCGUCCUGCUACUCCCGCGGCUCCUCGCGUCGUCCAAACGACGCUCAACCAACAGUCGGGGCCGACGGAGUCCAUCAUUCGUCAGGGUACCGAUCUCACUACGGAACUCGUCGAUGACACUCUUGGAGACAACGAUAGGUUGGCCACGAUGUUCGACAUGGAACCUGUCCUUCACAAGUACACGGACGCGGACGCGGACGUUGGCGAACGUAUCAAGAAUGCACCAGAGUUGUACAUUCUGAGAGGUCUUCUCGAAAGAGUUGGGUGUCUCCUCUACGAUAAAGGCAUAUUCCCGGAAACCGUGAAGUCACAGGGGAAACGAAAGGGUUUCAGACUGUAUACUCGUAACGGGGACUUUGCCAACUUCGUCCGCGUCGUCUACAUCAAACUCGUGGAAUUCAUCAUCCCGAAAGAUAUCAAGAUCGAGGAGGAGGGGGAGAACUACAAGACUGCCAUCCGUACUAUGAACAGCGAAAUCUUUGCUGAUCUCCGUCCGUGCAUUAACACGUACAUCACGCAGGGGUACAUUCGACGCGGAAUCAUCGAAGAUGGCGUCGUCUUCUACUAG
Molecule: messenger RNA, 708 nt
Organism: Micromonas pusilla CCMP1545
Lineage: Eukaryota; Viridiplantae; Chlorophyta; Mamiellophyceae; Mamiellales; Mamiellaceae
Exons: 1
Coding region: 1-708 (235 amino acids)
Source: RefSeq, a predicted model, not a curated record